Pseudogymnoascus destructans is the source of this 1023-nucleotide messenger RNA. It is a transcript of the gene PNO1, whose product is annotated as pre-rRNA-processing protein pno1. The transcript has 2 exons. Gene Ontology annotation, molecular function: RNA binding. The record is from RefSeq and is a predicted model, not a curated record. Gene Ontology annotation, cellular component: nucleolus. The coding region runs from base 123 to 881 and encodes 252 amino acids. Lineage: Eukaryota; Fungi; Ascomycota; Leotiomycetes; Thelebolales; Thelebolaceae.
AUUAAAACAAAACUGAUCGACGACGACAACAACGAAGGGCUUGCGAAAUUUUCACACAACCACGGCACCCUCUCUUCCAUAAACCAUUUACCAUUUGCAGCCUUUGAGGUACAAACUCCACCAUGUCCGCCCCAACUGCGCUGUUGCGCAACCCAGAAGAAAUCGUAUUGGCUCCUGAAGCCAUCCCACUAAUUGAAGAUGAAGAACUCAUCCUCGACACCGAGAUGGACGUCGGCGGCGUCUCGCUCAUCGCCCCCCCAGCCAGGGACGAAAUGACCAUCGACGAAGAAGGCCGCCCACACUUCGCCCCCGCCCAAAACAGCGACGGCCCCGUGCGCAUCGACUCGCGCAAAGUCCCGAUCCCACCGCACCGUAUGUCCCCCCUCAAGAACGAAUGGCCCAAGAUCUACCCGCCGCUUGUGGAGCACCUCAAGCUGCAGGUGCGCAUGAACGUGCCGCGGAAGGCCGUCGAGCUGCGCACGUCCAAGUUCACUACCGAUACGGGGGCGCUGCAGAAGGGCGAGGAUUUUGUGAAGGCGUUCACGCUGGGCUUUGAUACCGAUGAUGCUAUUGCCCUGCUGCGGUUGGACGAUUUGUAUAUUGAGACGUUUGAGAUUAAGGAUGUGAAGACGCUGCAGGGUGAGCAUUUGGGCCGUGCGAUCGGUCGUAUUGCGGGCAAGGACGGGAAGACAAAGUUUGCAAUCGAGAAUGCGUCAAAGACGAGAGUGGUGUUGGCGGAUAGCAAGAUCCAUAUUCUGGGUGGAUUCAAGAAUAUCAGGAUUGCAAGAGAGGCGAUAGUGAGCUUGAUCUUGGGUUCGCCGCCUGGAAAGGUGUACGGGAACUUGAGGAAGGUUGCCUCGAGGAUGAAGGAGAGGUUCUAAGGGACUGAUUGUGGGGUGGAAGGGGUGGGGGAAGCACGUUGCAUAGAGAGGCGUUUGGAGUCAGAUACAGUUUAUGAAAAGGUGUGACGUUGUCGGGCGUUGAGCAAAACGAUAUGAAACUUUCAACGGUAUAUAGUCAAUG